AUGUUGGCAUUCGCUACCAGGACCGUGGUGAAGCCCCUGGGCCUCCUCAAGCCCUCCUCCUUGAUGAAGGUUUCCAGUCGCUUUAAGGCACACCAGGACUCGCUCCCCCGGCUGCCCGUGCCCCCGCUCCAGCAGACCCUGGACCAUUAUCUCAAGGCACUGCAGCCCAUCGUGAGCGAGGAGGAAUGGACCCAAACCAAGCAGCUGGUGGAAGAGUUCCAGGUGGCAGGCGGCGUAGGGGAGCGCCUGCAGAAAGGGCUGGAGCGCAGGGCCAGGAAGAUGGAGAACUGGCUGUCCGACUGGUGGCUCAAAACAGCCUACCUCCAGUACCGCCAGCCCCUGGUCAUCUACUCCAGCCCUGGUGUGAUGCUGCCUAAGCAGGACUUUGUGGAUCGGCAGGGCCAGCUCCGGUUCGCUGCCAAAUUAAUUGAGGGCGUGUUGGAUUUCAAGGCCAUGAUUGACAGCGAGACCCUGCCCGUGGAGUACCUGGGGGGCAAGCCACUGUGCAUGAACCAAUACUAUCAGAUCCUGUCGUCCUGCCGCGUGCCAGGCCCCAAGCAGGAUUUGGUCACCAAGUUCAGCAGGACCAAGAAGCCGCCUAUGCACAUCACCGUGGUGCACAACUACCAAUUUUUUGAGUUGGAUGUGUACCACAGCGAUGGGACACCCCUGACCUCGGAUCAGAUCUUCACGCAGCUGGAGAAGAUCUGGAACUCGUCACUGCAAACCAACAAGGAGCCCGUGGGCAUCCUCACCUCCAACCACCGUAACUCCUGGGCCAAGGCCUACAGCACCCUCAUCAAAGACAAGGUGAACCGGGAAUCAGUGCUCUCCAUCCAGAGGAGCAUUUUCACUGUGUGCCUGGACGCACCCAUGCCUCGGGUCUCGGAAGACACCUACCGCAGCCAGGUGGCGGGCCAGAUGCUGCACGGGGGCGGCAGCAAGCUCAACAGCGGCAACCGCUGGUUCGACAAGACACUGCAGUUCAUCGUGGCUGAAGACGGCGCCUGUGGGCUCAUCUACGAGCAUGCGGCAGCCGAGGGGCCCCCCAUCGUCUCCCUUUUGGACCAUGUCAUGGAGUUCACGAAGAGGCCGGAAUUCGUGCGGUCUCCCAUGGUUCCCCUGCCCAUGCCCAAGAAGCUGCGGUUCAGCAUCACGCCUGAGAUCAAGAACGACAUUGAGAAGGCCAAGCAGAAUCUCAGCAUCAUGAUCCAGGACCUGGACAUCACAGUGAUGGUGUUCCACCACUUUGGAAAGGACUUCCCCAAGUCAGAGAAGCUGAGCCCAGAUGGCUUCAUCCAGAUGGCACUGCAGCUGGCCUACUACAGGAUCUACGGGCAGGCCUGCGCCACGUACGAGAGCGCCUCUCUGCGCAUGUUCCACCUGGGCCGGACCGACACCAUCCGCUCAGCCUCUGUGGCCUCGCUGACCUUCGUCAAGGCCAUGGAUGAUCCCAAUGUGACGGAGCAUGAGAAGGUGCAGCUGCUGCGGAAGGCUGUGCAGGCCCAUCGAGCCUACACCGACCGGGCCAUCCGUGGGGAGGCCUUCGACCGGCACCUGCUGGGCCUGAAGAUGCAGGCCAUCGAAGACCUAGUGAGCAUGCCCGACAUCUUCAUGGACACCUCCUACGCCAUCGCCAUGCACUUCAACCUCUCCACCAGCCAGGUCCCCGCCAAGACAGACUGUGUCAUGUUCUUUGGGCCUGUGGUGCCAGAUGGCUAUGGCGUCUGCUAUAACCCCAUGGAGACGCACAUCAACUUCUCCGUGUCAGCCUACAACAGCUGUGCCGACACCAACGCCGUCCACCUGGCACACUAUCUGGAGAAGGCACUCCUGGACAUGCGGGCUCUGCUCCAGAGCCACCCCCGGGCCAAGCUCUGA
Messenger RNA from Rangifer tarandus platyrhynchus (Svalbard reindeer), 1881 nucleotides. NCBI's taxonomy places the organism in Eukaryota, Metazoa, Chordata, Mammalia, Artiodactyla, Cervidae. The record is from the annotation of a GenBank genome assembly.